This is a messenger RNA of Spirodela intermedia, 9055 nucleotides long. Lineage: Eukaryota; Viridiplantae; Streptophyta; Magnoliopsida; Alismatales; Araceae. The record is from the annotation of a GenBank genome assembly.
AUGGCGUCGAUCCGGCGGACGCUGUCCCCUGCUCGUGAUCUGACCCGCCAAGAACCCUCGUCUCCUCAUUCGCAGCAGCAGCAGCAGCCUCCUCAUAGAUCAUCCCCCCUCUCUUCCUCGUCCACGGCCCCGCUUCAGCGUUCUCCUCCCCAUUCUCUUAUCGGGAACCUUCGGCGGUUAAUGGCGAAGGCCGUCUUUUCCCAGCGGCAGCCGGCCCUGCCCCAAGCGGCGCGUAGGUGGUCCCAGCAUCAGCCACCUUGGAAGAGACCAUUGAUGCGGUUCUCACUAUGCUUCGUCCUUGGAUUUCUGCUUGGCUUUUCGCCAUUUUUCCAUCUCGAUGGUAUUAGACCCGUCGACCCCUCCUCCUUUGAUAGCGGAGCCCCUUUCCCUUUCCGCCGGAAUACUGACAGUAGCGGCGGCGAUGCCGACCGUGACCCGGGCACAACUAUGCAACGAGAUCUCUUAGGGAAGGGCGUUCCUGAUGUUGCCAAGCAAAGCUACCUAGCUGGUGAAGCUACGGAAACAAGCGAAGGGAGGAUCGUGAGAAUUCGACUUGGCGCCAAGACCAAGGAAGUCGAAGAAUCCCUUCCAUCCCCGGGAAAUCUGCUCAUCGUAGUCACCCCUACGUACAACCGCGCUUUCCAGGCAUUAUACUUGACCCGGUUGGGUCAGACACUAAGACUUGUCCGGCCUCCUCUCCUGUGGAUCGUUGUAGAAAUGGAGAAAGGUUCUGCAGAGACUGCCGAGCUGCUCAGGACGACGGGCGUAAUGUACCGGCACCUUGUAGCAGCGAAUAACCUCUCGGACAUCAAAGACAGGGGUGUCCACCAGCGUAACACUGCCCUAGAGCAUAUCGAACGCCAUCAUCUGGACGGCAUAGUGUACUUUGCGGAUGAUGACAAUAUUUACACGAUCGAACUCUUUGAACAUAUCAGGGAAAUCAGGUAAGAAUUUAUCUAUUCUGUCGUCAUUGUCUGUGCUGUCCUAAAUGUUCUCCUGGAAGUGACAUUCCAUGUGGAAUACUGAUAUAGAUAUGUUACUGAAUUGCAACACGGCGUGAUCUAUCUUUAGUCAUAUAGAACAGAUAACAUUUUAGUGUCUGUUUGCUUUUCUGCUCAAUUCCUUGUGGUCUCAUUUUACCAGUCUCUUAGUUGUUAUAAAUGUCAAAAUAUCUACUUUUAGGAUGUUCAUAUGAGAGUCAUGUAAAAGAAAUAUGUGAGAGCUUAUAUUAACCCAGGGGAGAGAUGUAUGGACUUACUCAUGUUGAUUUAUGAUAUAUCUGGAGUAUAGUAGGAGACUAAGAUUUAUAUCCAUCCCUAGAUUGUUGAAUGAUAGUCAGGUUGAGAAAGUCAGUAGUAGAUCUUUCACGAAGGGUGACUGCAAAAGUAGCAAUACUAUUCCUCAGGUCCUGAAUGACGAAGUAAGACUGCACUUCUCAGAAAGAGAAGACGUUCUCUGGUCAGCUGAUUAAAAUGGGACUAGCGAGAGACAGUCAUUUCGGUUAUUAGGGUUAGACGCUCAUGAAUGAAAACCGAUGAUGUAUUUGGCAGGAAGCUUUUAGUACUUCAAGCUGAAUCCACCGCUGUUAUAAGAGCUCUCUUUAUUCUUGCAAAAUUUACAAACCGAAAUCCUGGAUACCAGUGGCUGUUUUUUGGAAGUAGAUUUGUUAACCAUGUGAGCAUAGAACUUUUAAUUUUUUGGGAGGUACUUGCGCUUGUCAAUGAUAGUGCAAGCUUCCUUGCUGCCUGGAGAAGCUUAUUGUUGUGUGGGCUUCCUGAAGAAAGGAACAAAUACACCUACACAUCUAAUACGAAUUUUCACAACAGCCUUAGGUGGGGAAUGAUUUCGUAACUAGAAGCUUCAAAGUGGUGGCAGUUUAAAUUGGGCUUCAAAAAGCUGGACGGGAUCAUGAAGAGUGCAUUGCUCAAAUAAUUAUGUACUCUGAUUGAUGUGAACCCUGGCAAGAGAUUUACACGAACCAUCGUAAAGAACUCAGAAACUUGACACAGAACAUACUAGAUAAGGCGAAAGCUGGAAUCAAGGUGUAUCAGAAAAAGAAAUAUGUCAAGAGAAGUGCAGAAGGUAGCAUUUACUGAGGAGAAGAAACAGCUGCAGUAAGGUAAAACAGAGAAGAGAGCCAUCCAGAGAAACUAAUAGGGGAAAAUUUCAAGUACUAAGGGCAGUAGAUGGUAAAAGAACGGGGGAUUUUUGGCUAUCAGAGAAGCAGAAAUGUUUUUAGAACAUAUAUACUUCAGAGAGGACGAGAAACAGCUUCACAUAGGUUAAAGCAGAUGAGAAACAUCAUGAAAUCCAAGUAUUCUGUAUGAUUAUGAUGAGAAGAAUGUAUAUAUUGACAAAUGUCCUAUCGUAACACAUUGUCUUCAAUCUGUUUUCCCUGUUUCUUCUCUUUGAUGAUGCUCAAGAAGAAGCGUUUCCAGGUUGUUUUGGAUCUAAAAGUUUUUGAAUGUGUUCUACAAAAUCAUUAACAAACCUCUAGAGUAUUCCUUGAGUUUAGUCAAAAAAAUAUUUGAAGAAAAUAUGCAUUUGUAAGUUUUGUUUACACAAGAACAUCACUCCUCUGUUUGGUAUAAUUUUUUUUUUGGAAUGGCUUGAAACAUUGAAUUUGGUGUGCAUAAUAUAUUCUUGUGAGGAACUUUGUGGAAUAUGAUGAUGGGUAGUGCUACUCCUGAUAGAUGAAUCUGUAUACUUGGCAAUCUGUAAGCUUUCGCAGGGUUCCCCAUAACUUUUCACGUUGCAUCUAAUGUUCUAUACUGACUGUGCAAAGUGGCUGAUAGCAGUGGAAAAAAGAAAUGAAUGAGGUCUUAAUUUAUUCAAUUUCCAGAGUUGCAACUGAAAUUGGAAUAUGGGACAUACUUGUUGUGGAACUUAGUGAUGAUGAAGAGUUGAACGCCUCUUUAGAAACACUUUCGUGGGUUUCAUUUUCAAACAUCGGUGAAGGUAAUUGUGGUUUACUUUUUUUCAUAGGAUGAGUCCAUAUUGUCUGAAUAGAAAACUAGAAAUUGGAUCUUGCAGACACCAUCAGGAAAUUGCAUCUGGACUUCUGCUGUUAUGUAGACUACUUAUAAAAUGUGGAGUGAUGGAGGCUGUGGGAUGAAGAUCAGGAUAUUUGGUUGCUCUCGCACUGCCAGUAGAAGGCCAUCUAUCGACCCUAAUUUAUGGGUUACAACAACAAUAUACCUAUAUUCAACAUUGAUGUUAGAGACUUAAAGUCAGGCAACAUUAAGGAAUAUAAAUCAGCCGGGCAACGGACUGUAAUUCAUGCGACUAUACCAAUUCUUUUAUUUUUUCUAUUCAUAAUAUUUAUCCCUAGUUUCGAUCCUGUGUGAUCUUUUGCCCAAAUAUAACAUUGACGUUCAUUACAUGUUAUUUGUAGUUUAUUUUUCUGAAGGUGGUGAAAAUUCCACUUGAAUUUCGAUUAUAGCUAUGGGCUACCUAUUUCUAGGUUGAUGAUGGUGGACUCUUCUGCAUGAAUUUCCAAAAUCCUUGUUUCAUAUCAAACAUGAUUUUUUAAUGAUUGAUGUAUACGACUAGAUCAUGGGUAACAGAACGUUGUUCUUUCUUGACUAACUGACCUAGUUUAUCCAGGAUAUUUCAGCCAUACCCUUUUCAUUCCUGUCAGCUAGUAUUUCCUAUUCCUUUUUUUCAGUAGAUAGUGUUUGCAAUCAAUCAAGGAGUUAGCUUGGAAAAUGAGGCCAACGCCAGACUGAUGCCCUUUCUGCAUUGUAUUUGGGUGACUUGCCUUAAUUACUUUUAGAUUCCUGUGAUUUUGCUGUGUGUCUCUUCUUUAUAUUUUCAGCCGUUUUGCAGACUGCUAUGCUCGCCAGUCGUGAGAGCCUAUUUGUAUUACAUCCUCUGAAGUACUUGUUGUGCGUAUUCAUAUGGUCAUUAGAAAGGGCAGCUUCCUGUGUUGAUGGACUGCAUUCUGGACAAUGCUUUCAUUUCUGUGAAAAUAAGUGAUCUUUAUAUCCAUUAAGCAUUAUUGUCAAACGUUUUUUUUAAUAUGUUUUUCCCCAUCUCUGAUCUAAAAACAAUCUGGAAAAGGCAAGUUUACUGUCGAGAAAAUGGACUUGCAAUAUUCAUAUAGAUUCAUUUGGAAUUCAAGUUUUGAGGUAUAGGAAACAUUGAAUUUCUUUUUCAUUUUAUCCCAUCAAUAAAAGACCAUAGAUGAUAAAGGAGACUAUCAUUCGGUCAAUUGAUGAAUCUUGAAAGUUAAGGGAAGGUUUGUUCCUGUUAAUUGGGAAAAAAAGAUUGGGAGGCAUUUGCUCCCGAUUCUCUCUCUUUCGUGCCUCAGAAGAGGUUGGAGUAUAAUUGUGCUCCCGGUUAUCUCAUUCCUGUCUUAAUGGAAAGCUAAUUUUUUUUCUUUUCCUUUGAAUGUCUUUUCUGAAGGAGGUUUGGCACUUGGCCUGUUGCGAUGCUUUCUCAGAGUAAAAACAAGGUAAUCCUAGAGGGUCCAGUCUGUAAUGGAAGUCAAGUAAUUGGUUGGCACACCAAUGAGAAGAGCAAGCGACUUCGAAGGUUCCAUGUUGAUAUGUCAGGGUUUGCAUUCAACAGCACCAUACUUUGGGAUUCCAAGAGGUGGCACCGACCCACUGCUGAGAGAAUUAGGCAACUUGAUACCGUGAAGGAAGGUUUUCAAGUGUGUCUUGCUCUUUCCUCAUUCUUUCUCCAUUUUUUUUCUACUUUUCUUACCAUUAUAGAUCCUCUUGAUUGUCUCUAGAUCGUCUUGAGAAUGUGACGUGGCAUUUUAGUUGAUUAGGCUUUGACCUGUUUUCUUUUGCAUGCUUACGUCUUGUGCAAUGACAAGUGAAAAUUUUGAUUUUUCUAUGUUAUUAUCUCCGAAAUUUUCAAGUUUUCUCGUCACCUCAUGAAAAUGUACUGCAUAGGUAGGGAAUGUCUCUGUUCCUGGGAGGUUUCCAUGAAUCCAAGUGGGAAAGGUCUAGUAAUUGGGAACCCAAUGCUGGAGGGAAUUUGUUUCAUCAAAUUCUCUGAGUCAUAUUUGUAAUGCUUCUCAACAAACAUAAUUUUCAAUACAUUUAUGGUAGUAUCAAGGCAGGCCUAACAUGGCUGACAUGAUUAUUUGUUUACCAGAGCUUAAUGGGCUGUCUUUCUUGUGAUAAUUCUGUUGGAAAUUAUGUCUAAAAAGAAAAUUUACGUAUCCUUUUAAGUUUCUAUUUUGACUAGAGGUUAGAUUCUAGGAGUUUGAAUGUAAAUGAUGAACCAUGGGACUUUGAGAACUGGUCAGGUGGCUCAGCAAGGAGAUCGGAGGCAGAAAAGUCCUUUUCCUUAUAUUGAUAUGCAUUCUAGUAGUGGACCUAGUUUCAGAAAUGAUAAUGUGUUGAUUUCUAAUGAAGAUGCUAAUCUUCACUCAAUAAGUCCAUGUGUUUGCUGGUGGUCUAAAUAAAUCCUUGACUCUUUCCUAGAAAUUAGAAGGGCCUUAUUGUAUGUUGGCUUAAUGAACUUUUUUUUUUAGUUGGGCCCCCCAUCUAACUACUCAUGAUAGCAAAACAUGGUAUGUUGCUUCUUUGGGAAUUUGAGACCUUUUGGCUAUCAUGAAUACUUAGAUAAGGAGACCAAAUAACUCCACAACAAAGUUUAUUAAGCCAACCUAACGUAUGAUAUAUACAACUCCGAGCAUGACAGCAAUGACAGCAAGGUGUUUCUUCAUUUUGAUGCUGUAUUGCUUCUUUGGGAAUUUGAGAACAUUUAGGCUAUUAGCCUUCUCAUCUUAGCUCUAAACAAAUUUUUAAUUGCUAUAAUUGAUUAUUAGUGUAAUAUGGUCCCAUUAAUCUCUAUAUGAAUUUUUUGAUGAUUGUUGUGUAGCCUUCUAAACAAGGGUUCACACGUGUCGAGGACAACAAGGUGGGAUCCUAACCAGUUUAAAAUGUUUUUAUGAGUGAUGCUACGUCUGGUGGAGUUCCAUUGAAACUAAGCCUCCAACAGCUUCUAGUUUGGAUGGAGCACCAGGAAGCCGAUCUAGCAAAUAGUACACUGUGAAUUGGCUUUCUUUAUGGGUGUCAGGAUUGGUUGGGUCUUCAGGCUGAGUUGUGAUUAUGCUCUUUGGAAAUAUUGUAAUUAGUCCUUUAAGGGUUAUAGUUCGUCCCUUAUUUGAAAAGACAUUUGGGUCUCUUGUUGUCUGUUCUGCAUAUGAAUCAAAGUUCCUGGUUGUAAGUUUUCUCCCUAUCCCCCGCCAUCUCAGUGCUUUAGUUCACCUUUCUGACUCAUCGACCCACCACUGUUUGAUAUGUGAGCUCUUGUUCCGGCUUCCCUGUUCAUGCUUUUAAGCUUUGCCAUCCCUCCUCUCUUACACUCCACCAUCAACGAUCCAUCUGCAGAUCUCCAGUGGCUGCAGCCCACCCAUUCUAUUGCUACCACCUUUUUUGUCUUGCAUACUUCUGUGGUCCAUUCCAACCGUUCUCACUUGUGCAAGGCUGUCAGAACCGUCCACAGCUGCCUGCUCCAGUUGUUGCCGGCCUCUAAUUUUCACAUUUCUGGAAAUCUGGCACCAUUUUGUUCUGCAGCAGGUUGCAGACUGCCUUUGAUCCUGGUCGCGCAGCAGCAGUUCCUGUUGCACCAAUGGUCAGUGCCCCUUGUUGCAUCCGGCAUAAGGGUCUUGUGUCAUAAUAUCUAUCAACCUCAUUGGCAUUGUGGUUUUGAGGAUUUGCUGAAAGCCCUUCCAUAUUGACACUGAUUACGGAGAGAAAAUAUUUGAGAAACUGUCAAAACUGGGCAUCUUGCGUGCCCGUUAUAGCACAUUUUACAUGAAGUCACCUUUCUUGAGUAAUGUUUAUUAGUUGAGUAAUGUGGAAUCUUUAGGAUUCUGUGAGGACGCACCUUGGACAGGUCAAUCUCUAGCAGCUAAGUUCCCAGUUUUAUUGGCCGUGGGAAGAAAAAGUAGAAAACAUUACAACAAGUGAAGACAUUGUUAUGUUAUUGAAGUUGGGAUUCCCAAGUAAGCCAGAUCAUUAUGAUUGCAGUAGAAACAGUUUCAGACAUCGGGAAUGUGAUGAAAUGACAAAUCAUGUAUAAAUCAGUGGGAACUGAAGGUGAAUGGUCUUUGGAUUUUGUUUCAUGAGACUUUGGAAGUAGUCACGCUGGUUUAUUGGGAGGAUAUGGUCGCUAACUUUUGAGGUAAGCAUAUCCAGCCUUGUAAGGAAUGCGUGGUUUGCAUUUUUGUCUCCUUUUUUUCUCUCCUUUGGAAAUUCUGUUGGAUUUAGAGGCCUCUAGUUAUUAGGGUUGUGAUCUCUUGAUUGCUAGUGAAGUAGUGAAGGUUCUUCUGCGUGAACGGCUGACAGAAACACAGGUAUUUCUGCUUCGUUUUUCCUGAAAGAGUUGAAGGGAGUUAUCCAGCACAAGGAGAUAUGGCUCCCUCAUGAAAGAAAAUGAAAUGCCCUUCCAAAGAUAGGCUGCCUCGAUUGGAAUCCUAUUCGGGACAGUGGUUUUCCGGAAAAUAAUGAAAAUAAUUAUUUUCCUCAGCUAUUGCGUCCAUCAAACCAUUAAAAGGUACCUCAGAGGAGGCAUUGAAUUGCCAGAAUGGCCUGUCCAUUAUAUCUCUAUCACGGAAUAACCUUUUUGAUAGCCUGAUGAUGAUGCCUUGGACGAGACUUAAACAUGAAAAAUGAUCAUCCGUCCAUGUACUUCCUGAAGGACUGCUGAGUAUUAGUCUAUAUGCAAUAGUGAAAAUUCGAAUGAAGAAGUCACUUAUAAGAAACUAGGAUUGAUGUGAUGAUGAGACCAAGAGUGGCCCUGACGAUAUGGAUGGCAAAGGGUGGGAGCCCCCUGAGAGCGAUUUUUAUGUGAAAUAUUUUGUCAGAAAAUAUCAUUGGAGUGGUGGAAAUUUAUAUUAGCCAUAGCUAUGACCUCUCAAGAAGACUCCGUAUACAUUACAUUGUCCCCAUGGCAUUGAAUCAAACUUGAGGAUCUUACAGUCUCAAAAAAAGUGGGCCUAUCUGUCAGAGGUUCACUUUUUAACAUUGGAGAUGUACCAAUCUCCUUUGGAAGAAUGCAUCGAUCCCUCCCCUCCUGAUACCCUGGAUGGUGUGGCAUGCAAAACAAGGCUACAGAUGGUAUAUGGUUUGCCAUUCUUGACCAAUGCUGGCCAAAGUCUAAGUAUGACUUGCGUAUUGCCCAUUGUCUAUCUAACUUAAUGUAGAAAGUGAUCGAAUGACCUGAUAGAAAUCUUAGUAAGAACAACUAUACCAUAGUUUAUUCUUCCUCCCCGCGUAAGUUACGCAUUCUGGAUAUUAUCCUUAAUGCUAUUCGAAACACCAUUCAUAAGGUGCCUCCCAGGAGAAAUUUUCCCAUGCAUACCUUGAUUUUAAAGGAAAUCGUUCCGCAUUUCUCCAUCUCUUUUGAAGGAAGUCAGGCUAAAGACACACUUCCCCUUGAUUGAACGACAAUACGGAGGAUAUUAAUAUCUUCUGAAAAGGAAUUUGUCACCUUUUCAAAGAGGUCCCAGUUUCGCCUUAGGCUCACACAGUUCAAAUGGCUCGAGGAGAGGAGAGUGUAAGAGAAGGAAAAGGAGCCAAGUUACUGGGCCAGAAGGUCCAUCGGUACAAGUAGGCAUUCAGGAUUGAUCGCCCCCACAUCUGAGGAUUCUGUUGCAGUGGAGGAAGAUUCCUGUCUUUGCUGAUUGGACUUUUUUUCCAUGCCAUUGCAGUGGAGGGGUCUAAAUACCCUAAAAUAUUUGGAUAAAUUUGUUUGCCUUGGUCAUCUGUAUUUUUCUCUUCUUUUUUAUCGUCAUUCUCUCAUCAUCCACUGAGGUUAUGGCCCUAGUGGCCAUUUGUCACCCAACGGUAUAAGAAAGAACUUUGAGGUUUGCUUCCUAGUUUCCAUUUUAAUCCCUUUUAACUUUACAUAUGUACAGGAAACCACCUUUAUAGAGCAGAUAGUUGAAGAUGAAAGUCAAAUGGAGGGCAUACCCCGUGGUUGCUCUUUGAUCAUGAAUUGGCACCUGCAUCUGGAGGCAAAAGAUCUUUUUUACCCUCGAGGAUGGAGACCUCUGAAGAACCUUGAGGUCGUUGUUCCUAUUACAUAA